CCACCUUUGCUUUUUUGCCCAAGCAAAAGAAGAAGCUGCAUAGUGACAUAGUUGUACUGGAGGCUUCAGUAACUCUUUAUCUUUCUGUGAAUGGGACUGUUCUUUUAUGGCAAGAAUCCUGGGGGAUAAAAUCUCCAGGCAUGUAUAUCAUGCAAAUAUGCACAACAACAUUGCUGAAGAGGCUGACUUGGCCCUGCAGUCCAGACUGCACCAACUGAGCGACUUCAAUUAAACAGUUUCUCGCAUUUUGUGUUGAGAUCUGAGCUGCUGCUCUCCCAGGCAGGAUGAAAUGGCAGGAUUCAGUCCCUUUUCCAGGUCAUUACACCAGCAGCUCCUGGGAAGCUGGUUCAUUACAGGGAACAGUGCAGUGCUCCUGGCAUUUCACACAGUGAGAUCUGAGGCAAAUGGAAUACCCAGCAGUCCUGUUUUUAAAGAUAUCGACUUCACAGGAAGAGUUUAGUUGCAGUUUAUGAGCUCUGGAUGUUGUUGCAGCAUCAGCAGGGCCCUGCUUUGAUCCUUGGGCCGUUCCGAGGCUCCUCGUCCCCGCCGGAAUGGAGGUGUCGUAAGCAGGGAACAUGAUUAAAGAUAACAACGAAGUUGUUCCACUAAUGGGCAAGAAAACAAAUCCGUCUGGAAUUCCCCCUUCAAACCAGCAAGAGAAAAAGGUGACUGAAAGCACUCCCACGAAGAAAAGUUCCCACUUUUUCCUGGAGAUUGAUGGUUUUGAAAGCAAUGCCACUCCAAAUAACACAUCUCCCCCUGUGUUUUCAAAACCAAUGGAUUCAAAUAUUCGUCCCUGUGCUUCUGGAAAUGGGGAAGACAUGGAUUCCCCACAGUCUCUUCAGGAUGAUGCCACUGAGUAUAGUCCUAAUGUAGACAGUUGCUGUGCUAACAUAUCCCAAGGGCCUGAGCAGACCAGUGCCAGGAAGAAGCUGAAGCGAUUCCUAUUCCGGGCAGUGUCGGAGGGGAACGUGGAGGAGCUGCAGUGUCUGCUUGGGGAGCUGAAGGAGCGAUCCAGUGCCUGCACAAACAUGACUGUGCCAGAUUAUCUGAUGAAAAAAUUCACAGCUUCAGAUACCGGCAAAACUUGUCUGAUGAAAGCUCUGCUGAACAUCAACGAGAACACAAAUGAGAUAGUGAACAUGCUCCUGUCCUUUGCAGAAGAAAAUGGUAUUCUGGAGAGAUUUAUCAAUGCAGCUUACACAGAAGAGGCAUAUAAAGGCCAGACAGCUCUAAAUAUUGCCAUUGAGAGGAGACAGUACGAAAUAACCCAGAGCCUCAUAGAAAAAGGAGCUGAUGUCAAUGCUCAUGCCCAGGGUAUUUUCUUUAAUCCCAAACAUAAGCAUGAAGGCUUUUAUUUUGGUGAAACUGCACUGGCAUUAGCUGCCUGUACCAACCAACCAGACAUAAUUCAACUGUUAAUGGACAAUGCCAGGACUAAUAUUUCUUCUCAGGAUUCCAGAGGAAACAAUAUCCUCCAUGCAUUAGUUACUGUGGCAGAGGACUCCAAAACUCAGAAUGAUUUUGUAAUCAGAAUGUAUGAUAUGAUAUUGUUGAAAAGUAAAGACAAAAAUUUGGAAACAACAAAGAAUAAGGAGGGUUUGACACCACUACAGUUGGCUGCAAAAACUGGGAAAUUAGAGAUUCUGAAAUACAUCCUGAGCAGAGAGAUCAGAGAGAAGCCGAACAGGAGCCUGUCAAGAAAAUUCACAGACUGGGCUUAUGGUCCUGUUCAGUCUUCUCUGUACGACCUGACAGAACUGGACACCACUGCAGACAACUCAGUGCUGGAAAUCAUUGUCUAUAACACAAAUAUUGGUAAUCGUCAUGAAAUGCUGACUUUGGAGCCUCUGAAUUCCCUCCUGCGAAUGAAAUGGAAGAAGUUUGCACGACACAUGUUUUUUAUGUCGUGCUGUUUUUAUUUCCUGUACAAUGUAACUUUAACAUUAGUUUCCUACCACAGGCCUAAUGAAAAUAAAGCUCCACCUUAUCCACUUGCUCUGACACGUGGAGUGGGAUGGCUGCAGUUGUCAGGACAGGUGAUGGUUAUGUUAGGAGCAAUAUUUUUAGCCAUUAAAGAGAGUGUAGCCAUCUUUCUGCUCAGGCCCUCAGACCUGCAGUCAAUUCUCUCUGAUGCCUGGUUCCACUUUGCAUUUUUUAUACAAGCUUUGCUUGUGAUCUUCUCUGUCUUUUUGUACUUGUUUUCCUACAAAGAACACCUCGUGUGUCUUGUUUUGGCAAUGGCCCUUGGAUGGGCCAAUAUGCUCUAUUUCACCAGAGGUUUCCAGUCCAUGGGCAUUUACAGUGUGAUGAUUCAAAAGGUCAUCCUGCAAGAUGUGAUAAAAUUCUUAGUUGUCUAUAUCGUGUUUUUGCUGGGAUUUGGCGUAGCUCUUGCUGCCUUGAUUGAGACCUGCCACGAGGGUGGUGAAUGCCAUUCCAACAGCAGCCUGGGACCUGUGCUGAUGGAUCUCUUCAAGCUCACCCUGGGACUGGGGGAUCUGGAGAUCCAGCAAAACUCCAAGUAUCCUGUCCUGUUUCUUCUGCUCCUCAUAACUUUUGUUGUGUUGACUUUUGUUCUCCUCUUGAACAUGCUGAUUGCGUUGAUGGGAGAAACAGUGGAGGAUAUUUCUAAAGAGAGCGAGCACAUCUGGAAACUCCAGAGAGCCAGAACUAUUUUGGAAUUUGAAAAAUUCUUGCCAAAAUGUUUGAGGAAAAAAUUCCAACUGGGGGAGCGCUGUAAAGUGGCUGAAAACGACACCAGGGUGUGUUUAAGGAUUAAUGAAGUGAAAUGGACCGAGUGGAAAACACAUGUUUCAUUUAUUAAUGAAGAUCCAGGGCCAACAGAUCCAAGCAAAAUUCAAGAUAAUUCAAGAACUAAUAGCAAAAACACCUUGAAUACGUUUGAAGAAAUGGAUGAUUUGCCUGAAACUUCCGUUUAGCUUGUGCUGUAUUUGAUAUGUGGCUGUU
Molecule: messenger RNA, 2967 nt
Organism: Pipra filicauda (Wire-tailed manakin)
Lineage: Eukaryota; Metazoa; Chordata; Aves; Passeriformes; Pipridae
Gene: TRPV3
Product: transient receptor potential cation channel subfamily V member 3
Exons: 21
Coding region: 576-2939 (787 amino acids)
Biological process (GO): calcium ion import across plasma membrane
Cellular component (GO): membrane
Molecular function (GO): calcium channel activity; protein binding
Source: RefSeq, a predicted model, not a curated record